AUGCUGGCGUCCCUGCGGACUUACCUCACACGCAAAGUUCAUGCAUCGCAACGGCUAUGUGUGCUGCGUGCGCGCCCGAAGGCCAGCGGUGUCCUCGUGCGUCGCAAGUACCUCGCACUGGACGCCCGAGACGCCCGAAAAGCGGUAUGCAGGCUCUUCGCCUCGGACCACCCUUUUGCAGUAGAACGUCUGCGACGACGGUCCCCACCAGUUCCUCGCGAAUGGCGAAUCUGCAGAUUCUGCCGAGGACGAAACAUGGUCGAGGACGAGGCACACGUGUUGAUGUUGUGUCGCGCUGAGCCUCUCCGGUCACGACGCGGCGCUUUUAUGCAGGCGGUGUACGCGGCCCUUCGCUCAGAGAAACGAGCGUGGCCGGAACAGUCCCCCCUGUCAUUCCUCAAUGCAGUGAUCGCGGAGGAGUGCACGGAGCAUAUCGCCGCUAAAUACAUUCUUGACAUGUUCCAAUGCUGUGACGCCGUCCCCAUCCUGGUGGUCACCAGCGUGGAGCAAUUCCACUCUUACGCAAUGCCGUGA
This is a messenger RNA of Fomitopsis serialis, 534 nucleotides long. RefSeq lists its product as uncharacterized. Bases 1 to 534 code for a protein of 177 amino acids. The record is from RefSeq and is a predicted model, not a curated record. Lineage: Eukaryota; Fungi; Basidiomycota; Agaricomycetes; Polyporales; Fomitopsidaceae. The transcript has a single exon.